ACGUACAACUCUAGGCUAAAGGAUACACGUACUUGUCAACCGACUGCGAAUUUCAUACUACUGUUGCAGAAGAGAGAAAGAUGUUGGACGAUUCUGCUCUUGCCGAACGCAAUCUGGCGUUCAACUCAGACGUUAUGUUGUCUAUCCAGUCUUCUAUAACUUUGAGGAAACCGCUCAUGCUGUUUAUAGAAGAUCCUGCCAGCGCUGCUCACUCAGAUGCAUGGUUGGGUAGGAUGAUAUUCAACAACCCAGGUCUCACCGAGCCGACUAAGCAACUCUUGUCGGAAGAUUUUAUCCGUUUGAAGAUCGUGAAAAACUCAGCCGACUUCAAUAACCUUGUUCUCAUAAUCCCUUCGUUUCAGAGCGCAGCAACUCCUUGCAUAUUUUUUAUAUAUUCGGGCCAGGUAUUCGAUGCCAUUGCAGGAGAUUUCGAUAUGCGUUUGAUAGAAGAAAAAAUAAAACAGAUUCAUCAUAAUUUGCAUAGCCUCAAGGGGCCUCAGCCAACCGCAACAUCGCCGCCUCCACCAUCUACUACAACAGCAGUACAACAGGUACCAUUAACGCCCACUGAUCUUCCGCCAAAUACAAAUAUAGACAACUUGAACCUGAAUGAAAAUCAAAGCAUGGGGCAAGUAUUCGCAGAAGUGCCGAACAGAAACUCCACGCCGGUUAAGCAAGAAAAGAAGUCUUUGAAAGAAGAGUCUGCAGAACUGGCGGCCUUGAAAUACAGGGAAAAUUUGCUAAAGCAGCAGAGACAGGCCAAGCUUGACCGUGAGCGUAUAUUAUACUUGCUGGAUCUAGAUCGAAAGGAACAGAGAAACAAGCUGAUAGAGAAGGAAAAACUCAAACAACAAGAACUUGAAGCGAAUACUGUAUUGCCUCAGCAUAUCCGUGAAAACUUUCAUAAUUCUAAGGUUCAGAACUCCUCAACCUAUAGCAUCCAGUUGAAGCUUCUGGAUGGUACCACUGCUCGUCACAAAUUUAAAAGCGACGAAAAGUUGAGCAAUGUGCGUGAUUUCGUAUUGAGAACAUACCCUGACUAUAACUCUUUUCCCUUUUACUUUUUCAAAACCAUUGACCGGAUCACCUUUGGGGAAGCAGAUGAAAACAAAUCUUUGAUGUCUUUAAAUCUUAACAUGGCUACACUCAUUUUGAAACCUGUGGAACCUGAAGAAAGUCAGCAAGUCUCAACAGCAGCAGAUAACACAAGCUCGUCUACGUUUGGUUGGUUGAAGAACAAGAUGUUUUCUUAUUUAUGGUCCGCCGAUAAGUUACUGCAUGAAACCGAUCCGAGUCAGGAAAACAGAAGUAGACCAUCUGUGAAUGAUGGCUCUUAUACCUCAUCGAUGAUGACCCAUCCCUAUAUGGAGGAAGAGAGUGAUAAUGACACAAUCUAUCAUACACCGGUUUUGAAUUCCACGACUCCUUCUAGUAGCUCUCUCCGUCCAACCAUGAGUAGCUUCAAUCUAUAUGGAUCGCAAGGGCUGAUACAACCAGCCUCAACUACAUCCUCUACCCACGAUCUUCAAAAUCUACUCUCUCGCAAUAACGACCAGAGAGAAGAAGCUUUCAGCGAGCCUUCGAAUGAAGAUUCACCAGUAUCACACAUUGUGUCGAAUGGGAAUUCAAACCAGUCUGAGUCAAGUGUAGACCGAAGCUUGCGUACGGUACGAAAUGCUGAAGAUGUUGAUGUCAAUAACGGCAACAGCAUCUCCUUACAAUUUCCCGACGAUGAUUAGUGCUUCUGCAAUUGUUUAUAGCAUACUGGAUGCUGAUCCACACUGAAAAAACGAGACACUGUGAUAUUUCAACACUUUUGCAUUUAAGAUACCUUUUUUUUUAUUUUUUAUUAAUUUAAAGUAAAAAAUUUCAUGAAAACAAUGUGUAAAUUAGUUAAACAAAGGAAAGCAAAAAAUAAUAAAAAGCGAAGAAGAGCUAAA
This is a messenger RNA of Pichia membranifaciens NRRL Y-2026, 1940 nucleotides long. RefSeq lists its product as hypothetical. The record is from RefSeq and is a predicted model, not a curated record. The transcript has a single exon. NCBI's taxonomy places the organism in Eukaryota, Fungi, Ascomycota, Pichiomycetes, Pichiales, Pichiaceae. The annotation marks the transcript as partial. Gene Ontology annotation, molecular function: protein binding.